UUAAGGGGCGGGCCGGCGGGCGUCGGGGUCCGCAGGGGAUUAGCCCGCGGUGGGCGCGCCUCAGGUCGCCAUUUCUUGGCGUCUCCGGAGGAGCCGCCCCUCGCAGCCUCGCGCGGUCAGCUCCCCUCGUGGCCGCGCCGCGGUCGCAGCCCAGUGACCAAGAUGCUGAGCUUCUUCCGCAGAACCCUCGGUCGGAGGUCGAUGCGUAAACAUGCUGAGAAGGAAAGGCUCCGAGAAGCUCAGCGUGCUGCCACGCACAUCCCUGCGGCUGGAGAUGCGAAGUCUGUCAUCACGUGCCGGGUGUCCCUCCUGGAUGGCACUGAUGUCAGUGUGGACUUGCCGAAAAAAGCCAAAGGACAAGAGCUGUUUGAUCAGAUUAUGUACCACUUGGAUCUAAUUGAAAGCGACUAUUUCGGACUGAGAUUUAUGGAUUCAGCACAAGUAGCACAUUGGUUGGAUGGUACAAAGAGCAUCAAAAAGCAAGUAAAAAUUGGUUCACCCUAUUGUCUGCAUCUACGAGUUAAGUUUUAUUCCUCAGAACCAAAUAAUCUUCGUGAAGAGCUAACCCGGUAUUUAUUUGUUCUUCAGUUAAAACAAGAUAUCCUUAGUGGAAAAUUAGAUUGUCCCUUUGAGACAGCUGUGCAAUUGGCAGCUUAUAAUUUGCAAGCUGAGCUUGGUGACUAUGAUCUUGCUGAGCACAGUCCCGAACUUGUGUCUGAGUUCAGGUUUGUGCCCAUUCAGACUGAAGAGAUGGAGCUGGCUAUUUUUGAGAAAUGGAAGGAAUACAGAGGUCAGACACCAGCACAAGCUGAAACCAAUUAUCUGAAUAAAGCCAAGUGGCUAGAAAUGUAUGGGGUUGAUAUGCAUGUGGUCAAGGCUAGAGAUGGGAAUGACUACAGCUUGGGACUAACCCCAACAGGCGUCCUUGUUUUUGAAGGAGAGACCAAAAUUGGCUUAUUUUUUUGGCCCAAAAUAACCAGGUUGGAUUUUAAGAAGAAUAAAUUAACCCUGGUGGUUGUAGAAGAUGAUGAUCAGGGCAAAGAGCAAGAGCAUACGUUUGUCUUUAGACUGGAUCAUCCGAAAGCGUGCAAACACUUAUGGAAAUGUGCUGUGGAGCACCACGCCUUCUUCCGCCUCCGAGGCCCUGUCCAGAAGAGCUCUCAUCGAUCAGGAUUUAUUCGAUUAGGAUCACGGUUUAGAUACAGUGGGAAAACUGAGUAUCAGACCACAAAAACCAAUAAAGCAAGAAGAUCAACAUCUUUUGAAAGAAGGCCCAGCAAACGAUAUUCUCGGCGAACCCUACAAAUGAAAGGAGGUACAGGAAAACCUGAAGAACUCAGUGUUCACAAUAAUGUUUCAGCUCAGAGUAAUGGCUCCCAACAGGCUUGGGGUGUGAAAUCUUCUUUGCCUGUGAUUCCUUCCAUUCCCUCUGGUCCUGUGCUUGUGGAGGUGGAGAAUCGUCCAAGGAGUCCUGCAGCAGAUCAGCAUGACAAGAAAUGCUUGCCUCUGAAGAUUGACUUGCUAGAUAGUCCAGACUUACCAGAAACAACCAUUGAUGAGGUAGUUGGGGCAGCUGACAGUCUGGACAUAUCCCAAGCAUCAGAUGAAAUCAGCACAGCCCCCAGGCAGACUGGACUAGAGGAAUCUGAAGUUGAAUAUGGGACAUUAAAAGAUGCCUCAGAGAAGCUCAAACAUCUUGAGGUGGAGAAGAGUUCUUUGCCAUCCCCUCCUCCCAACAUCGAUGUUAACAUCAACAGCAAGGAGGAAGUGGUGAAGUUAACUGAGAAAUGUCUGAAUAAUGCCAUGGACAGCCCAGGACUGAAUGCCCGCAGAGUUCCUCCUGACUUGAAAAGUAACAUUUUAAAGGCUCAAAUAGAAGCCGUGCAGAAGGUUACAAGAGAAGAUAGCUUAUUAAGUCAUAAGAAUGCCAGUGUUCAGGAUGCUGCCACAAACAGUGCUGUGGUUAAUGAGAAUAACACGCCCCUCCCUGAGGAGCCCCGUGCUGGGAUGUGCACCACACCUGCAGAAGGUGGUUCUGCUCUAAAGGAUGCUACAGAUGAGUUGGAUGCCUUGCUUCUAUCUCUAACUGAGAAUCUAAUUGACCACAAGGUCACCCCUCAGGUAUCUUCAGCACCAAUGAUCACACCCCGUUGGAUUGUGCCACAGAGCACUGUCCUUCCUAAUGGGCUUUCAGGAACUGGACUGUCCUCAGCAGGCAAGGAGGGACAUGGUCCUAGAGAGGUCCCCUCGCUCAUCUCUCCCCCAGCUCCGUUCUUGGUGGAUGCCGUGACCAGCUCUGCUCUAUCUUUGGCUGAAGAAGCCACCUUGAAGCAGAAGUGCUUGCUGACCACUGAGCUCUGAGCGGUGGCCACCUCCUGGCCUGUGACCGAGGCCGGGCCCUCCAGCUGUCCGUCCCAGAGUCCACUUCUGCUGGAGCUGGAUCUGCUUGUGGGUAAAAAGCUCACCUAGGUUUGACUUCACCUUCAUGAACAAAACAGCUACAUUUCCGUCCAGCUGGAAGGGUUUCAUUACACUACACAUUUGCCCAAGAGCGGGUAUAUGAUCUUCCACUUCCUAUAAUUUUAUCCAAGCUGUAAAUUCCUGAAACCUGGGAAUUGCUUUCCCUGCGGUUUCCUCCAAGCCCCUGGCUCCCCCUAGUGGUGGUGACUCCUCACAACACCCCCAUAGGCAGCCGUCGCCGGCGUAGGCUCUCGCGGACGAGCGCACGCUCGCUCUCGUUCUCUCUCUUGUUCUCUCUCUCUCGUUCUCUCUGGUUCUCUCUCGUGUUCUCUCUCUCUCUCUCGUUCUCUCUCUCUCUCUCCUCUCUCUCUAUCUCUCUCUCUCGUUCUCUCUCUCUCUCUCUCUCGUCAGGGUGAGGGUCUUUGAUCUGAAUGUCUGUUAGGGAAAUUGUACCUUGCUGUGCAUUGCCUGGGAAUCAGGAAUUUAGGUAGAUUAAUUAUUACUAAAGAGACGUUUUUAGAGUACAGACCGCUUUCAGAUGUCUCCCAUACUUUUGACUUUUUGCUGGAUGGCUAUCUUAAUACUCCACGUUUACAUCAACGUAAGAUAAACCUUGAGCAGAGCUACAGAGAAUUCAGUUGCACAGUCUUUUCACUCUAGAAGGGGCUGGUGGUUCAAGAGACCCUGGGGCGUUUACCUCCAGGCACGCAUACUUGCUCCUGCUGCUGGGGACAAGCCACGGUAGACUCAGGGACUGAAGGGGCAGCACAGUAGCUCUUGGGUACCUACGGGGACGUGGGCGCCUUUUCCUUUUCAUGUAAGCUGAGUAAAUUUAGAGUUGUAAAGUGAAGGAUAAACAGUACCGGGAUAGAAAUAGGGAAUGGGGGGUGGCAGGGGACGGUGGUUCAUGGCUGAAACUAAAUGCAUCCUAUGGAAAGAAUGCACAUCUCACUCCACAUUAGGGAUUUUCUAUUGGUUAAAAAGAGUUCUCUAGAAUUUCUUCAUCAUUUUUGGUCUCUACAAAAAAUUCUGAAUGUUAAAGUAUUAUGUGCUCAUUAUACAAAAUAGAGAAAAGAAUAAAAAUAACUACCUUCAAUUCCAGUGCGCAGAAAAAUACUCUUUUAGCUUUAAAAAUUUAGACUGCAUCAAGUAAACCUUAGCCGUUGCGAGGAAUGAGGGUGACCUGGAAAGUGUUGGUAAAGUUGCCGUUAAUCCCUGUUGUCAAGGGUUGCUGUUAAAGUAUACCUCCUGGAAUUUGGUUUUAGUUUCCUGCCCUGUGGUGUAUAUAUGUAAUAGAGCGUUUAAUGUAUGCUAUUCACCAUAAAAGAACUCCCAGUUCCAGGAUCUUUAAAACUACAUGGUUUGGACUCUCCUGGGUUUGUUCCUUGUAGCAUAAUCACGAGGGUCUGUCUAGAAAGCUCAGGAACUUUAAUCUUGUGCUGUUUCCCAGGGAGCUGUUGAGAUUGGAAACCACUCCUGCACAAAACAGUUUUGCUCAAGGAAAGAAAGUUGGCCCUUCUUGUUGGCUGCCUCCCCUUAGCUUGCGAAGCUUGUGAAUUUCAUUGGGGGAGCUCUUGCCAAUUCUUAAUUGUGAAACAGAUUUUCUUGCCGCUGUAGUGACAUCUAGAACAAGGGACAUCACAUUUUCAGUCCUGAUGGCCCUGGAGGUAAAGGGCUAAGGUUGUGCUUCCGGUCACAGAGCAGCUUUCUAGAUUUUGGAACUAAAUUGUUGAAAUACCGCUAACCUUUAUGUCUUCAAGCACCUGUAAUCUUACCAGUGAGAAUAUUGAUAGGGACCUCUAAACAUUCCUUUAAUCUCAAGUUAAAGGACACUUUGCCUCGCAUCCUGACAGGAACUGGUAAAUAUGGACAUUAAUGCUUUACUGAAUUAGCCCUACGCAGCAGAUACAUGUCAGUCUAAAUGUCAUUUCAUACCUGCUGCAGGUGCCGUUCCCGGGUGGCUAUGAUGCUCCCCUGUUCUGCUCAUUUUGAAUGGGGUGAGGGCAGGGCUGAGGUCUGAGCAGGUCAGGUAGAGGAGGCGCAGAGAGAGCAGCAGGCGAAGGAUGCUGACAGAGACUGGGGCUUGACAUGACUGGACCAGAGCAGGUGGAUACACUGAAGUGGGGUGGGGGUGGGGGAGGUCCAGCUGUGGCAGUCUUGCGGGCAGGUGGCCCUUGGGGCACGGUACCUGAUGACAGAGAAGCUUAACAUCUGCCUGUACAUCUGAGCCACUGAUAAACCCAGUACAGCUCUGACCCUCAGAUGGCUGUUCACAGCGGCAGUGGGCUGGACAGGAGUUUUCUGUGUCAGAUGUGGUUCCCAUGCCGCGCUGCAGUACAGCUGGAAGGAGCACUGGCCAUGUCAGGCCAGCGAGCAAGCACAGGUGUGAGUGGAGAGCGCAGGUUCAGUUGGGCGCUCACUCCAGAGUGCAGGUGGUUAGUGUCCCUGCAGUGGGAGGCCACACGGAGGCGCCUUAGCGCUGAGAUAACAGACCCAGUUUAGUAGAAAUAAUAGAAGGCCGCUUGAGUCACAGGCUCCACUCUGUGUCGCUCUCUUCCCAGUCUCUCCAGAGACAGAUUUUACUCUGGAAACAGACCAGGAAGAACCACGGUAGAGCUGGUGACUGUGAGCAGGUUUUAGGCGGCUGCUUAGAACGGGACUGUGGCUUGUGUCUACUUGCUGUUGCCCCUGGUCUAGGGUGUGUGGGGCGCUCCAAGCAGCGGAGAGCUGAAGCCCAGGUCAGCUCGCUGCGCAUCCGGGGCCUGGUCAGGAAGGGAGAGCUGGCAUGGAAGUUGGCAAGAAGGUUGGCAGAUUUCAGGUUUCUCUCCUAGACUCUUGAGAACUUGAGAAAUAAUAGUGGAGUAAUAAAGGAGAUCCUGCUUCUCAGGGUCUCACUUUCGUGUUCACAGGAAGGGCUCACUGUUCUUGCAUCCCUGCCCCGGGGGAUACCCUGCUGAACAGAGGAGUGAUUCAAUUCCUUUGAUCGGGAUGAAUGUGGUUUUACCUGAGCUGCUUUCCUAAAACACUGAUGUUGUUUUAAGAAAAGAUCUUAUUUUGAUGUGGGAUCUCAGGUCCCAGAUCAGGAAUUGAAGGCAGGCAGCAGUGGUGAAAGCUCGAGUCCUAACCACAGGAACUGCCCGUUAUUAGCAAUAUUUCUUGUCAUCUGCCAAGUUUGUGUCUUACCUUCACCCACCGGAGCAGUCACAGCUGUUCCAUGGACAGUGAAGGAUGCAGUCCCUGGGUCGUCCUGCAUCUUGGCCACCUGUUCCUCAUGCGUCUCAGCUCCGGCUGACACUUCCUCUUUCUCUGCUUAGCUGAACCGGGAGGGAAAGCUCCGGUGUCGCUGCAGAAACCUCCUUAGAGCAGAACUCUCUGGUGGUCACCUAUGUAGAGGAAGAGCUCGUGUGCUCUUCUGUAAGUCAGGCUCUUAGAAGCCAAGUUCUCAUCACUUUUAGGGCAGGGUCGGCAGGCGUUCUCUAUAAAGAGCAGAGAUGGCAGGUCCCGCUGCUGCAGAGGGCAACGGCUGUGUAGAUAACGGUGUGUAUGGUCCAGGGGGCUCCCUGGGAGCCAGGCGGGCGAUCACUGUCUGUCACUGGAGCAGGUGGGCGACCUCACUCACACUUGGACAAGCCGUGGUCAAGAGUCUCCCCGAUCUGAGGGGCUUCAAGGUCUCAAUAGUUUCUGAUUACUCUUGCCCUCAGCCUUAGCAACUGGAAUCUAAUGUAUAAUAGACAUUUUUAUAUUAUUUGGGAUUUUUUUUCCUCUCAUAAGUUUAAGCACUACUGUUCUUCAAGAAAGUUGGAAGCUUUUCCUACCUUUUAGCCUCCAGGAUGAGGAAAUUUGUUUGGAUUAUAGAAAUUUGCCCUGAGCCUAACUCUGCUGAGUUAACUUGGUAGAGCUGUGAUUGCUUCCGGUUCUGAGAAGUGGGAUCACGAGCCACUGGAUCGCCUUGAUGGAGACAGUAAUUCUGGCACUGUCCAGGAUUUCUCUUCAUCAGAGAGGUGUCUUAGACCUCUUGCUCUCGUUAUCUCAUGUCUGGGUAUGAUAGACAGUGAUGAGGACCUCACUAACUAUUUUGUGUUUACUUUUUCUAUGUGUAAAGCUUUGCCGUAGUUUUUAAAGUGUAAUUUAUUUUUAUAUCAAGUGCACUAUUCAUGCAGCGUGUUCCACGGUUUUAUAUGACUUGUACUAGAAGCACUGCACUGAACUGUGAUCGUUCUGCACUGUAAUGACGACUGUAGACGUGACCACCAAUAAAGCUUUUGUGAAACACUUA
This is a messenger RNA of Sus scrofa (pig), 6736 nucleotides long. RefSeq names its product erythrocyte membrane protein band 4.1 like 5 (gene EPB41L5). The record is from RefSeq and is a predicted model, not a curated record. Gene Ontology annotation, cellular component: cytoskeleton. Lineage: Eukaryota; Metazoa; Chordata; Mammalia; Artiodactyla; Suidae. Gene Ontology annotation, molecular function: cytoskeletal protein binding. Gene Ontology annotation, biological process: actomyosin structure organization.